AUGGUGAAGAUAUACUAUAGGUACAAGGCCGCGUCGGCGUUUGGGGUGAUAGUGUCGGUUGACAGCAAUAUAACAUACGACAGCUCCGGCAAGCACCUAUUGGCGGCGGCGCUAGAGAAGCUCGCCGUGUGGCACGUGCGUCAGGGGAGCUGCAUCAAGGCAUUAUCUCCGGCGCCCACCUCCUCUUCUCGCGGCCCCUCUCUCGCAGUCACCUCCAUCGCCUCGUCUUCGUCUACUCUGAUUGCAAGUGGGUAUGCUGAUGGUGCUGUAAGAAUAUGGGAUGUUGACAAGGGAACAUGUGAAACCACUUUGAAUGGACAUAAAUCUGCAGUUACAGUCCUUCAAUUCAACAAGCUUGGAUCUUUGAUUGCUUCUGGAAGCAAAGACUGUGACAUUAUUUUAUGGGAUGUUAUUGGUGAAGCUGGGCUCUUUCGCCUUCGGGGCCAUCGUGAUCAGGUCACUGACCUUGUGUUCCUCGAUUCUGGUAAUAAAUUGGUUAGUUCAUCGAAAGACAAGUUUUUGAGGGUAUGGGAUCUGGAAACCCAGCACUGUGUACAGAUUGUUAGUGGCCAUCACAGUGAAAUAUGGUCCAUUGAUGUUGAUCCUGAUGAGAGGUAUCUGGUAACUGGGUCGGCAGACCUGGAGCUCAGAUUUUUCACGAUUAAGAAUGAUUUGGCUGAUGAAAAACCCGGGCUGGCGAAUAUUGAAUCUGAUGUUGGCAAUGGAAAUGCACCUGUGCAGAACAAAUGGGAAGUUCUGAAGCAUUUUGGUGACAUACAGAGGCAGAGCAAAGAUAGAGUGUCUUCUGUGAGGUUCAGCAAGUCCGGGAAUUUGUUGGCUUGUCAAGUAGCUGGGACGAUGGUCGAGAUGUUUCACAUGUUGGAUGAGUCUGAAGCUAGACGCAAAGCAAAAAGAAGAGUGAACAGGAAGGUGAAGAAAAUCUCAAAGGGAAAUACCAAUACUACCGAAAACGGAAAAACAAAUGUUGAAGUUGAAGAGGGGGCUGAGGUUACGGUUACAGUCCCAGAUGUCUUUAAACCACUACAGGUGAUACGUUCCAGGAAGAAGAUAUGCUCUAUGUCUUUCUGUCCUAUCACUCCAAAAGGUUCCAUGGCAACUUUAGCAUUGUCUUUAAACAAUAAUAUGCUAGAAUUUUAUUCAAUUGAAAGCACUUCGGCAGCAAAAACAAGUGCCAUUGAACUACAAGGACAUCGUUCAGAUGUGAGAAGUGUCACUCUUAGCUCGGACAAUAGUCUUUUGAUGUCGACAAGUCACAGUGCUAUUAAGAUAUGGAAUCCUAGUACUGGAACUUGUCUCCGAACUAUUGAUUCAGGGUUUGGAUUGUGUGGCCUAUUUGUCCCAGGUGAUAAGUAUGCAAUUGUUGGCACAAAAAAUGGGACUCUGGAGAUUAUUGAUGUCCGAAGUGGUACUGGUGUCGAAGUUAUCGAAGCUCAUGGUGGGUCUGUUCAGUCUAUUGUUGCAACAGCUGAUGGUUUUGUCACAGGGAGUUCGGACAAGGAUGUCAAGUUUUGGGAGUACCAAAUUGCCCAGAAAACCGGUGAAGAUUAUAAACAUCUGACAGUAUCUCCGGUGAGGAAUCUGAAAAUGAAUGACGAUGUUGUGGCGGUGGCAGUCAGCCCAGAGGGUAAACAUAUUGCUGUUUCCUUGUUGGACUCCACAGUAAAGGUCUUCUUCAUGGACUCACUCAAAUUUUUCCUCUCCUUGUACGGUCAUAAGCUGCCCGCUCUGUGCAUGGACAUAUCCUCUGACGGGGAUUUGAUUGUUACUGGCUCUGCCGAUAAGAAUUUGAAAAUUUGGGGUCUGGAUUUUGGUGACUGCCAUAAGUCUCUUUUCGCCCAUGCUGAUAGUGUCAUGGCAGUUAAGUUUGUGAAGAACACCCACUACAUGUUUAGUGCGGGCAGAGAUCGCCUCGUGAAGUACUGGGAUGCAGACAAGUUUGAAUUACUUUUAACUCUCGAUGGCCAUCACUCGGAAGUUUGGUGCCUAGCUGUCAGCAAUCGUGGUGAUUUUAUCAUGACGGGAUCUCGUGAUAGAUCUAUACGCCGUUGGGACCGUACACAAGAGGAUUUUACUAUUGAGGAAGAGAAGGAAAAAAGGCUGGAGGAGAUGUUAGAAUCUGACAUUGACAAUGCAUUCGAGACUAAGUACGCACCGAAGGAGGAAGUUCCUGAAGAAGGGACGGUGGCAUUAGCGGGAAAGAAAACUGGGGAAACUGUAAAUGCUGCCGACUCUAUAAUGGAAGCACUAGACAUAGCCGAAGAAGAAAUGAAGCGCAUUGCUGAACAUGAGGAGGAGGAGUCGAAAGGGAAAGAUGCUGAUUUUAGGCCAAAUGUACUUUUGAAUAAUCGUUCACCAUCAGACCAUGUGCUUCUGGCAGUUUCAAAAGUUCAGACUAAUGAUUUGGAACAGGCAUUGCUAGCUCUACCAUUCUCGGAUUCCCUAAGGGUUUUGUCUUAUUUGAAAGAUUGGAUUGCAUUCCCUGAUAAGGUUGAGCUUGUGUGUCGGGUUGCGACUGUUUUGUUACAGAUCCAUCAUAACCAGCUAACCUCUACGGUGUCCGCCAGACCUCUCUUAUCUCUUCUCAAAGACAUCUUGCAUGCAAGGGUUAAGGAAUGUAAAGAUACCUUAGGCUUCAACUUAGCAGCAAUGGACCAUCUAAAGCAAUUGAUGGCUGCAAAAACCGAUGCACCAUUUAGAGACGCAAAAGCUAAAUUACUUGAAAUACGUUUGCGGCACUCCCAACAAAACGACCGUCGGGUUAACCCGCGAGAAGAAAGGAGGAAAAAGAAGAAGCAAAAGAAGCUCGAUGGCGAUCAUGUUUGGUCUUGA
This is a messenger RNA of Striga hermonthica, 2850 nucleotides long. The record is from the annotation of a GenBank genome assembly. Lineage: Eukaryota; Viridiplantae; Streptophyta; Magnoliopsida; Lamiales; Orobanchaceae.